Panicum virgatum (switchgrass) is the source of this 1721-nucleotide messenger RNA. RefSeq names its product probable BOI-related E3 ubiquitin-protein ligase 2. The record is from RefSeq and is a predicted model, not a curated record. The coding region runs from base 144 to 1154 and encodes 336 amino acids. The transcript is spliced from 2 exons. Gene Ontology annotation, molecular function: ubiquitin-protein transferase activity. NCBI's taxonomy places the organism in Eukaryota, Viridiplantae, Streptophyta, Magnoliopsida, Poales, Poaceae.
CCACUACUCGCGUGCGCGAUCCAGCCACGGCCGUGCCGUCGUCGACUCGUCGCCCUACCUGCAGCCACACCGCCCAACGGCAUCAACCCUGCCGGCCCCACCCGCAUCCUCCUCGUCGUGCCGUCCUCUGGGCGGAUCCGUGGAUGGCCGUGCAGGCGCAGCACCUCGCCCACGCCUUCCACCAUGACUACUCCCGCGCCAUCAGCAGGCCAGCGCUGGACGACGAUGCGGCGGCGUUGUUCCUCGGCGAGCCCGCCGCCGGCCACCUGUUGCUGCAGCAGGUGGGCGGCACCACCGUGUUCAGCGACCCGCGCAGCGAGCUCACCUGCAACAACAACAACAACAACCUUCACGGCGGCGUCUGCUUCGCGCCGAGGAAGCGCGCGCCGACCGGCGACGCGGCGGGCGACGGCCUGACCAUGGAAGGGCACCGCGCGCUGCUGCCCGUGCCGGUGCCGCAGCCGCGGGCGUUCGCGCCGGUGGACGACGACGAGCAGGGCAGGGCCCUCUGCUCCGUCGGCGCGUCCUCCAGCGGGCGCCUGCCCGGUUCCGCACCGCCGACGGCCUCGCACGGCGUCCUGUCGCAUCUCUACCGCCACAGCGUCGAGAUCGACGCGCUCGUCCGCAUCGAGAACGAGAGGCUGCGGUCGGGGCUGGAGGAGGCGCGUCGCCGGCACGCGCGCGCCGUGGUGGCGGCGGUGGAGCGCGCGGCGGCGCGGCGCCUGCGGGCGGCGGAGGCGGACCUGGAGCGCGCCCUGGCGCGCGGCGCGGAGCUCGGGGAGCGUCUCCGGCAGGUGGGCGCCGAGGGCCAGGCGUGGCGGGGCAUCGCCAGCGGCCACGAGGCCGCCGCCGCGGGCCUGCGCGCCACGCUCGAGCAGCUCCUCCUCCAGGCGCCGCGCGCCGGGGGCGAGGCCGAGGCCGAGGCCGAGGACGCGCGGUCGUGCUGCUUCGGGCCGGCGCAGAAGGGCGCCCAGGCCGCCGCCGCCGCCGGCGGGAGCCGGGGGGCGUGCAGGUCGUGCGGCGCGGCGGACGCGUGCGUGCUGCUGCUGCCGUGCCGGCACCUGUGCCUGUGCGGCGGGUGCGAGGCGGCCGCGGAGGCGUGCCCCGUGUGCGCGGCCGCCAAGAACGCCUCGCUCCACGUCCUCCUGUCGUGACCUCGUCGCCAAUGCAUAGUUUCAUUGGACCGACUGAUCGUGCAUUCCAAGGUCGCGUCCUCUUGUUUUUGUCCUCCUCCAUUUUUUUGUUUCUCUGUUUCGAGACUAGUAGAACCUGAUGAUCAACCAGAUAAAACCAACCAGUGUUUUUUUUUUUUUGUUAUGGGUUGCGUUCCUCAGUCUGUGUUUAGUUGGCGAAAUUUUUUGGAUUUUGAUAUUGUAGCACAUUUCGUUAUUAUUUGAUAACUAAUAUCUAAUCAUGGACUAAUUAGAAUUAAAAAGAUUCAUCACGUAUGAAAUAAUUAUACUGUGUAAUUAGUUAUUUUUUUAACUGCAUUUAAUGCUCCAUGUAUGUGUCCAAACUCUAAAGAUUCGACGUAACAGGUACUGUAGAAUUUUUUUAGAACUAAACAGGGCCUAGUUUGAUGCUUUUUCAAUGUUGUUAUUUGCAUGGUACUCCCUCUACUCCAAAAUAUAAUUCGUUUUGACUUUUCUAAAUUCAUAUAUUUUGUUAUGUAUCUAGAUAUAUGUAUUGGCUCUGUUGGAAUGGUGAAGAGAUUCGAUGGA